UCUUUUACAAACAAACCCCAUGACAACUGUCUUCUUCUCUAUUGUUUGUGUUCUUGUCGAAAAAUGCCGAUCGAGGCACCAAUCUUGAAUAUGAUUUGUUAUUAAGCCUCUCGCGAACCACGACCGCAGAUCCCGGCUGGUGAAUUCUAUAUCACAAAUGAAUAAUACUUUAUUUUGAUGAUUUUCAGCUUCCUGGGGGUAAAAUCGUAUUCAAAGAAUCGUCAUCGAGUGUUUGAUUUGUUUGCUAGACCGUGGAACUGAACUCGGGUAUUCGACACGUAGAGCAGACUCACCGGUGUCAUUAGCCGGGAUUACCGGUAUGGCAAAGGAUCUUCUUCAACCUUGGCGGACGUGGUUUAACGUUUUCUCGAACUUGAAGCUGACGGCCUCAUUAAUAUGUUAUUUGUUUCGUUAAUUGGUAAAUAUUUUGAUCAAUACUAGUAUUCUUCCUGAAGAAAUCACAGAAAAAAGUUGGCUGUCCUUUUUUUUUUUAAAUUCAUUUCAAUUUCAAAGGUCACCUCUGAGGAUUUAUUCAUCAGAACUAAAUCGAUUUCAAGGAAAAUCUGCUGAAUAUCGUUGGAUAUUGAUAUUAAUCUGCAAGUGUAUUCCCGGAAUGUUGGUGGUAAUAUUUAUCACAUAUUGGCCUCUGUUGUCUAAGGAUUAAUUAGCAAGAAUUCAACAACUGUAAGAUGAAGCCUAGAUAAGUGAUAAGAAGCACUUAAAUCAGAUCUCUUUGCGGGGAUCCGUCUCCUUCCAGAGGUAGUUUUGGACAGCUAACAUCCCCCACCAUGCCGAUCUCUUCCACCCGAUCACCACCGAACACAACCCGAUCUCAGUAUCGGAUCAAACGAAGCCAACUUCGGCUAAUCCGAUCCGGUCGGAACGAACAGACGAGUGACUCGAAUUCUUCCCGUGAUGUCAGCUUACGGAGCAGCGGGGUGGCCAUGUCGUCGGACGCGUCGACGGCUUCGAUCACGUGUUCAGUGAAACCGAGUUCAGUGCCUCAACCGAGACUCUUAGGGAGGCGAGGGAGAUGUGAAACUCCUGUGCCUCGUGAAGACGCUGAUGAUCUUUCCGAUGUCGACAACCAGCUUACCAAGGAGGACACAUUAAACCAACGAUGUCGACUCGAUAACCUCGUCAACGAACCCGAUGUAGAUCUCCUUCACCAGAGGCUUCCCAGCAUCGAUCAGCGACCCGUUUCCCGACACGUUGUCUAUACCGUUCAAUACGACGGCAAGACGGGUGACAAGACCAAGUCAUCAAGUACCAUGUCCGCCAUAGUUUCCUCGUCCUUUGAUUCACCGCGUACCUUAAGAGCGAAAGCGAUGCAGAAGGACCUUCGAGAAACAGUGAGUAUGACCAAGCUGUCGAGACAAGAUAGAGACAUCAAAGUGAAGUUUGCGAGGACAACGUUUCCAAGCGAUGCCUUCGUCGAUGAGUGCACAAAGAAUCGGAUUUUAUCUUGGUUGGAGAAUGUAGAGACAGCUCAGAUUGAAGAUUCGAUUGAUUCUAAAACCUUGACGGCUAUCCAAGAAGAAGCACUCUGACUGAAACAAACUUGGUCACCAGAAACAUAAUGGACAUUCCCCUUGUUUUAACAUUGGAACUUUUAUUUUAAUUCUGAAAUACUCGUAUUCGCCCUUUUACCCAAGAUUUCAGAAACAUUCAAGAGGAAAAUUCAGGAGGGUGUACUGUUUAAUAGUACGUGCCUAUUUUUAAUGAUAAUUAUUACCGUUCUAUUCAACGAAAUUGCUGCUCAGUCAAAAUAAAAUAUAUACACAAUUUGAUUUAAUACUUGCCUUAAUUAUGCUGCUAUUUGUUUCAGCUGUUUGAGAAUGGAUUUGACUAUGUAGUUUGCUGCUAAAUAGUAUGUUUUAUUUGGAGCUAUAUUUUGUCACGAAAUGCCAAUGCAGGUACAAAUUAAACUUAUAAAAAUAUACCUUGUAUUACAAUGAAUAUGUUACAGUGUUUUUUAAUAAAAACAAGUUUCGUUCUAUAACUGUUUUACAUUUCAGCUAAGAAGGUGGUUAUAUUUUGUUUACAUUUAAUAUUUAUCUCCUUUUCUUUGUAAUUUUCAACCAUUCCAUUUGCUUGAACGUAAACUAUUUUAUAUUGAAUCGAUACAUGUAUUGAGAAAGUACAUGUAUUGCACUGGCUUAAAAUGUUAAGCUGGUUGGUUAUUUUUUAACUUUAGGUUUUGUUCGUAAUUGUAUUUGGUUACGUAUCACAAUGGAGGUUAUUGGUUUAUUCUACAUCAACUGACUGAUUUUUAAACAAGACCAAACUUUAUCUUCGAGUGUAUUCAAAGUUGAGAUAAAGGGUAACAUAAGUGUUAAUCGGAAUUGAUUCAAGCAUAAUUUUUUUUUGUUAGCAUGAACUCAACCCAAGUGGCUAUGGUUGAAACAGAAGUGCAUGCAAAACGAAUUGCAAUAUUCUUUUUAUUAAAAAAAUUGUAGUUUUGGGGAGAGAAUUUUUAAUGGAAUGUUGUAUGAAUUUAAAAUAGAUUUGUCGUAAAAUUAUAUUUUAACCUGUCUAUAUAUUAGGAGAGUGACAUCUGGGAUAACUCGAAUCUGUACCACCAAUCACUCCAAAGUCACUCUUGUUACUCCUACAAACAGUAAAUAUUUUAGUUAUUUUUCUUCACGGGAAAGCCAUAUAAUAUAAGGAAUAGUUAAAUUAAGAGGUAACCCUUUCACAAGCUUACUGAAUAAAACAAAAAUAGAGCGAGUGUAUAAAUCAGUUAUUUGUGGGUGUAUGAAAACAUGAAAAUUGAUCUUAUAUAUUGUUGCAAUGAAGGUACGAAACUACGGAUCACCCCGUUUUCGAGUGAGCAAAAAAUCGUUUUAGAGUGUUCUUUAGAAAGGACAAGUAAAAUAACUUUUUUUUAAUAUAUUAUAACUCUCCAUUAGUUUUUAAUAAAGAUAUCGUCACGAUAUUUUGCCUCAGAUUUCCUCUUUUUUUUUACAUUUAUUAUUUAUGUCUUUACACAUUAAAAACGGUCUUUAAAUCGUACAGUAAUUGUUUAAUAGUUUAAACAACCAUGCUUAAUAUCAUUCAUUGAGAAUUAAAUAUUAUAAAUUAAUCUUUGUUGUUUAAGAAUUUAAACUCUUGUUUAAGCUGUUUAAGCAACUACUGAACGAUUCAUAAUUAUAGUAAACAGCGUUGUUUAAAAAUUCUAAACGGCGUUUUUGCUGUGUAUGUAGUUUGACCUUGUUAUUUCUUUUGUGUGCAAUAGUCAUUUAUCACGAGUUCUAUAAGUUCCAAAAUAUUAGAGUGGGAGAAAAUGGAACUAUCGGAAAUAACACUCUAAAACAUAUCAGUUAAAAAGCAAGAGUAUGUUUUAGUCAUAUUCGUGCUUCUUUUUCUACUUUGAUGAAAACCUACUAGAGUUUUUUUUCGCAGUAUAUACAUAUUCUUUUUUUUAUUAUUGAAUGGAGAACAUUCAUGUUCUGAAAUAAAUACUAUUCCAAUGA
Molecule: messenger RNA, 3476 nt
Organism: Lytechinus pictus (painted urchin)
Lineage: Eukaryota; Metazoa; Echinodermata; Echinoidea; Temnopleuroida; Toxopneustidae
Exons: 2
Coding region: 789-1550 (253 amino acids)
Source: RefSeq, a predicted model, not a curated record